AUGAUCUUUUCAAAUUCUAUAAUAUCUCACUAUCAACUACGUGGAAGAGGAUUACCAUCCGCACCUGAUGUUGCUGUAUUUCCAGGUUUAAACAUUAUUCCACCACCUCCAGUUCCGACUCCACGACGUACACAAGGUCGACGUACACUACCUAUGCUACGACGAAGAACUGCCUCAACAACUUUCCGACAUAAUGAGAUUCCUCCAGUUACCAGAUCGGGAAGAUCUCAUGCACGAAUAAAAUGUGAAGUUGCUGUGUCUCAAGAUUUAAUUGAUUGGGAAGAAAAGUCAGACGACAGCGAAGAUAAUGACGAUGAGAACGAUAAUAAUGAUGAGAACGAUAAUGACGAUGAGGAUGAUAAUGACGAACCAAAUUAUGUAGCAAAGAGAUUUGAUAAAAUCCCACUUUUAGUACAAAGUUUGUUAAGUCUCAAACUUUUAGAAAAACAUUCAGAAACUCUUAGAGAUGAUAUCAAAUCUUUAUUAAGAAAUCUGAAACCAACAAAUACUAUGAGCAUUCCAAACAUCUCAAACACCCCAAGUAUUUCAAGUAUCCUAAGUACUCCAAGCAUUCCAAUUACUCUAGACAUCCCAAAUGAUACAUUGGAUGAUAAUAUUACUUUACCUGAUCCAGAAGGCAAUCUUUCAAGCAAAAAUGAAGAUUUUGUUAAUGAUUUUACUUCAGGAAAUGGGAAUGCCCGCUCUAAUUGUAAAUGA
Messenger RNA from Funneliformis geosporum, 717 nucleotides. NCBI's taxonomy places the organism in Eukaryota, Fungi, Glomeromycota, Glomeromycetes, Glomerales, Glomeraceae. The record is from the annotation of a GenBank genome assembly.